AUGAAUAACCCUUCAACUUCUUCUUCUUCUACUUCCAUAACCUCUCUUCCACAAGAGAUUCUUCUCAAAAUUCUCACUGGUCUUCCUGCAAAAUCCGCAGUGCGAUUCAGAUGCACCUCCAAAUUCUUCUAUUCCUUCAUACCUGAGCCAAGCUUCGCGUUCAAAAUCCUCGUCUCUCUCCCUUCCAAACCACCCUCUGAAUUAAAUUUAUACUCCGUGAGUUACCGUGAAGACAGCCAUGGAAACAACCUCCAAGCCGACACUGCCCAACGUUUGGAUGUACCAGGUUUAGUAAGUUCCGCAGAUGACAAGAUGUGUCUGCUCAGCCUCGAAUCGAGAGACGACGCCGUCUUCGACCUUAGUACCGGAAGGCGUAUUUGUCUGCCAAGGAUUGGCCGGCCGGGAGGCCGUUCGGCGUUGUCUAUCACCUCCUGUGUCUGGUCUAAUACGUCCUUGGGGUUUGACUUGGUUUCGGAAAGGUACAAGGUUUUCAAGUCCGCCAUGUACUAUGAUUAUGAUUUCAGGCGGAUGUUGAAUCAGUUGUGGAUUUUAACUGUGGGAGUGGAUAAGUCAUGGAGGGAGAUAGACUCUACCAUUCGGGGAUACAUUACCACGGCUGCUGUCCACAUUCAUGGGAUUAUGUAUUUGAUUCGUGAACCAAUUGCAGAACAUUUGACUGGAUUCUCUCUGCCGUUUAGACAUUUAUUUCAUUCCUUGAGUACUAAACCAAAGAUAGUUACAAUAGAUGUUGCGACGGAGCGUUUUAUCAAGUCCAUACCAUUCCCAUUCGAAUAUUACUCCCCGCAGCACCAUCAGGAGUGGCGGGCAUGGAUGAAGUUGAAUGGUCACUUAGCUUUCAUUAACAUUCUUAGCCCUCAAAGGGCAGAUGGAGUCCUCACACCCUGGCCCGAUAGUAUAGAUAUAUGGAGAUUGGAGAGGUCAAUGGAGUUUGAGAAGCAAACAGUGGUUCUGCCCUUGGAGGAGAGGGAGGUGAUUGGAGAAGCUACUUCCAUGAAGUUUACUGCGAAUAGUAUGGGAGAGAUUGUGUUCUUGAUUCAAAGUAAGAAGGUGAUGUCUCCUUUAGUUUUAGUUUAUUCAUUUGGAAGAGAUGUUUGGAGAAGGUUUGAGAUACAUGGAGUUUGUAAUUAUUCAUUUUCUUUCCUGGAUACAAGAAGUAUUGUGCAUGUGGAGGAUGAGAUUGCAACUUUUUUGGAAUGA
Ipomoea triloba (trilobed morning glory) is the source of this 1218-nucleotide messenger RNA. RefSeq names its product putative F-box protein At5g62660. The transcript has a single exon. Gene Ontology annotation, molecular function: protein binding. The record is from RefSeq and is a predicted model, not a curated record. The coding region runs from base 1 to 1218 and encodes 405 amino acids. NCBI's taxonomy places the organism in Eukaryota, Viridiplantae, Streptophyta, Magnoliopsida, Solanales, Convolvulaceae.